Limulus polyphemus (Atlantic horseshoe crab) is the source of this 765-nucleotide messenger RNA. Its product is annotated as pregnancy zone protein-like. The transcript has 6 exons. Lineage: Eukaryota; Metazoa; Arthropoda; Merostomata; Xiphosura; Limulidae. The record is from RefSeq and is a predicted model, not a curated record. Gene Ontology annotation, molecular function: endopeptidase inhibitor activity. The coding region runs from base 367 to 765 and encodes 132 amino acids.
UUACAAACAAACAAACCUCAGAAAACGUUAUUUUUUGAGGCUGAAAAUUAAACUUUGUUUUUCGUUAUUCCCUCCAGCGGCUUCAUUCUCACAGCUCCUAAGAGUUUAACUCCCGGGAAGAGCAAUAUCCUAAACUUGCAUCUGUUUGAUAUAAAGACCAAUGGAUUUUUGAGAAUUGGUGUAAAGGACCAAGAUGGUGGUAAUGUAGUAGCAGAGACUGAAGUGUCAUUCAAUGAAGACAACCCUAGCAGUUCUAUUGAGUUGGCUAUUCCAUCUGGAGUUGAAGUUAAACGGCCAAAGUUGUAUGCCAAUGGUUCCUACAGUAGUCCAAGCUCCAACGACUUUUUUUUCGAAAAGGACAUCAAUAUGCAUAAAGACAAACUUAUAGUUUUCGUUCAGACUGAUAAACCCAUCUAUAAACCAGGCCAAACAGUAAAAGUUCGAAUACUUCCGACAACACAUGAUUUAAAGCUUGUUCCCAAAGAGACUAUUGGAAGUUUUCAAAUUGAAAACCCUGAUGGAAUAGUACUGGGGUAUUGGCCAAUGUUGUCUUUUGCUGAAGGAAUUGUACAGUUUGAAUUGGCUUUACCUGAUGAACCAACGUAUGGAAUGUGGCGUAUCAAAGGGAACAUUGAAGAUACCAAAAUUUACAAGAAUUUUAAAGUUAAAGAAUAUGUUUUGCCAAAGUUUGAAGUCAAAAUAACUCCUCCUUCAUACCUACUGACUAACGCUGACUCAAUCACAUGGAAAAUAUGUGCCCAGUAA